CCACACCAAGUACCAGACUCGUCUUGGGUACUGCACUGGGCGCUCACCAUAUCGUUUAUGGCCAGGUUUCUACAUAAUUUUUGUGUGCGUGCGCAUUGCAAUUCAAACAUAUUUGGUUACCUGGAUCUGUACUCAUGAAAGACACAGUGACGUCUUUGCCCAAUUGCCAGUGCGCCUGUCGGCUUCAUCCUCUCUGUGUGCUUGACAACCAUAGUGUAACUUUAAUACCAUAGAAUGGCGGACUGGGUGGAAAAGUGUCGAGCGGCCUUGCAGAGAUGUCCCCCCGGUCAUUGUGAUCGAUCAACAACUCUCAACGAUCUUGCUGCCAGCCUGGCUGACAGAUUCAAGCAGCGGGGCAUCCUGUCUGACCUUGACGAGGCCAUCGAGCUCCAUCAGGCUGCACUACUCCUUCGUCCCCCCGGUCAUUCACUUCGAUCAUCGUCUCUCAACAAUCUUGCAAACAGCCUUCAUGACAGAUUCAAGCAGCGGGGCGCCCCGUCUGACCUUGACGAGGCCAUUGAGCUCUAUCGGGCUGCACUGCUCCUUCGUCCCUCCGGUCAUUCACUUCGAUCAGACUCUCUCAACAAUCUUGCAAACAGCCUUCAUGACAGAUUCGAGCAGCGGGGCGUCCCGUCUGACCUUGACGAGGCCAUCGAACUCUAUCGGGCUGCACUACUCCUUCGUCCCCCCGGUCAUUCACUUCGAUCAGACUCUCUCAACAAUCUUGCCAUCAGCCUUCAUGACAGGUUCGAGCAGCGGGGCGUCCCGUCUGACCUUGACGAGGCCAUCGAGCUCCAUCGGGCUGCACUACUCCUUUGUCCCCCCGGUCAUUCACUUCGAUCAACGUCUCUCAACAAUCUUGCCAUCAGUCUUCAAGACAGAUUCGAGCAGCGGGGCGUCCCGUCUGACCUUGACGAGGCCAUUGAGCUCCAUCGGGCUGCACUACUCCUUUGUCCCCCCGGUCAUUCACUUCGAUCAGACUCUCUCAACAAUCUUGCCAUCAGCCUUAAAGACAGAUUCGAGCAGCGGGGUGUCCCGUCUGACCUUGACGAGGCCAUCGAGCUCCAUCGGGCUGCACUUCUCCUUUGUCCCCCCGGUCAUUCUGAUCGAUCAGACUCUCUCAACAAUCUUGCAAACAGUCUUCAUGACAGAUUCGAGCAGCGCGGCGUCCUGUCUGACCUUGACGAGGCCAUCGAGCUCCAUCAGGCUGCCCUACUCCUUCGUGCCCCCGGUCAUUCUGAUCGCUCAAUGUCUCUCAACAAUCUUGCCAUCAGCCUUAAAGACAGAUUCGAGCAGCGGGGUGUCCCGUCUGACCUUGACGAGGCCAUUGAGCUCCAUCGGGCUGCACUACUCCUUUGUCCCCCUGGUCAUUCACUUCGAUCAUCGUCUCUCGGCAAUCUUGCCAUCAGCCUUGCUGACAGAUUCAAGCAGCGGGGCGUCCCGUCUGACCUUGACGAGGCCAUCGAGCUCCAUCAGGCUGCCCUACUCCUUCGUCCCCCCCGCCUUCAAGACAGAUUCGAGCAGCGGGGCGUCCCGUCUGACCUUGACGAGGCCAUUGAGCUCCAUCGGGCUGCACUACUCCUUCGUCCCCCCGGUCAUUCACUUCGAUCAUCGUCUCUCAACAAUCUUGCCAUCAGUCUUCAAGACAGAUUCGAGCAGCGGGGCGUCCCGUCUGACCUUGACGAGGCCAUCGAACUCUAUCGGGCUGCACUACUCCUUCGUCCCCCUGGUCAUUCUGAUCGAUCAUUGUCUCUCAACGAUCUUGCCAUCAGCCUUCAUGACAGAUUCGAGCAGCGGGGUGUCCCGUCUGACCUUGACGAGGCCAUCGAGCUCCAUCAGGCUGCACUACUCCUUCGUCCCCCCGGUCAUUCUGAUCGCUCAAUGUCUCUCAACAAUCUUGCCAUCAACCUUAAAGACAGAUUCAAGCAGCGGGGUGUCCCGUCUGACCUUGACGAGGCCAUCGAACUCUAUCGGGCUGCACUACUCCUUCGUCCCCCCGGUCAUUCACUUCGAUCAGACUCUCUCAAAAAUCUUGCCCUCGGUCUUCACAACAGAUUCAAGCAGUGGGGCACCCAGUUCGAUUUAGAUGAAGCAUUUAGACUGUAUGUGCAACUUUCCUACCUAUCUCAUGCAGUCUCUCGUACGGAUCUUACUGCUGCCAAGUCAUGGGCCACCUUUGCAGAGGAGAUGAACCAUGACUCUGCAUUGCUUGCCUAUCAAACUGCAUUGAAAUUCCUAGAUCAUCAUGCUACUCUAUUAUCGUCUUCUCCACGCCAUUUUGAUGUCGUCAAGAUGGCCACAGCUUCGCUUGCCAUGGACGCUUUCUCGUGCAGUGUUCGUCAUGGUGCGCUGACAACUGCUGUUGAAAUGGUGGAGCAAGGCCGCGCAGUAUUCUGGACCCAGUUGGCACGCUUACGCCCACCACUCGAUGAACUUUCCCUGUCCGGUGACACUGGCGCAGCCUUGGAGAAAGAGUUCAAACAGCUGAGCUUUGGCCUUCGUAGCGCAUUCGAUCAGUCUAAUAACGAGCAGCCCCCACGAAUCCGACAACUGACCAUGCAAUGGAAUGAUGUUGUCUCCCGCAUCCGCAUGCAGCCUGACUUUUCUCGGUUUCUCCUGCCCCCACUGUUUUCUGACCUCCGGAAAGCCGCUGAAGAGGGUCCAGUCAUCAUUGUCAAUGCUAGUCGGUACGGCUGUGACGCCCUAAUCGUCUCAAGCAGCCACGAUCCUGUCCACGUUCCACUUGAUAUCACGCAGAACAAAGUCUCCGAGCUGUCCUCCGAGUUUCAGUCUGUCGCAGAGCAAUUCGGUUGUUCCAAUAAUCAACUCCAGCUCGUGGGCAUCCUACGCAAGCUCUGGCAUCAUGUCGUCGACCCCGUGGUCCAAGCCCUUAGGAUAUCAAAUGUUCACCCUGGCUCGCGUAUCUGGUGGUGUCCCACGGCUGAAUUCACUCUGCUUCCUCUACAUGCAGCAGGACCCUACGAGAGGGGGAGAGAUAACCUGUCUCAGAUUUACAUCUCCUCUUAUACCCCCACUUUGGCAACGCUAGUUCGUGCGAGAAAGCGCGUUUCUCAAUAUGCGUCUACACAGUAUUUUGUUGCAAUUGGUCAAGCGAAUCCGGACAGAGGGAAGGAACUCAGACAUGUCGCUCCUGAGUUAGACGCCAUAUCUCAGUGUCUUGUACCCAUCGUGUCAUCCUUCACAUCACUCCGAGACAGCCACGCAACAGUGCAGGGUGCACUCGAUGCUCUAAACCAAAACCAGUGGCUCCAUCUCGCCUGCCAUGGAAUGCCGGAUCGGACACAACCGUUCGACUCUUCCUUCGCGAUGCGCGAUGGACCGUUGAUGAUCAAGGACAUCAUCCGGUCCAACUGGCAGAAUCCUGAAUUUGCAUUCUUAUCGGCCUGCCACACUACCGUUGGCGACGAGAAGAGUCCUGACGAAUUGAUCCAUCUCGCCGCGGCAAUUCAAUUCUCCGGAUUUCGCAGUGUCAUAGGUUCCAUGUGGUCUGUUGACGACGAGGUUGCACUGCAGGUUGUGUCUCUUUUUUACCGCAAGAUGGUUGAUGGUUCAGGGAGAUUGGACUGCACACGGGCUGCGGUAGCAUUGCACAAGGCUGUGAAAUCGUUGCGCAAGAAGAUUCCACUAGAACAGCAGAUUGUAUUUGUUCACAUAGGUGUCUAG
Suillus clintonianus is the source of this 3684-nucleotide messenger RNA. RefSeq names its product TPR-like protein. The transcript has 2 exons. Lineage: Eukaryota; Fungi; Basidiomycota; Agaricomycetes; Boletales; Suillaceae. The coding region runs from base 235 to 3684 and encodes 1149 amino acids. The record is from RefSeq and is a predicted model, not a curated record. Gene Ontology annotation, molecular function: protein binding.